AUGAAUGCCAACAAUGUGGAAGGACUGCUGCUUAGGAUAAAGACGGGCGUUGCCACUCUUGAUGGGACUCCCGAAGUGAUGGUAGCUAUCGAUCAUUUCCAACAGGACUCAUCUAUACUCACUGCUCAACUAGGGGAGCUUGUUGAAACCCUUACAGGUAACUUCUUCACGUCAAGCACACACGACCAGUCGAUUAUUGGCAGCCUCUUUUAUUCUCUCUCCAAAGUAUGCGGGAUCAAGAGAACAAUGAAGCAUAUGCCUACGGACAUAUUUUUAUUAUCCAAGGUCAUGGCUCUACUACAAAGGAGCGAUCAGUGCGACCAGUGGAAACUGGCAUUUAUGUUAUUAGCAUGGUUGAAAAUGGUACUAAUGUGUCCAUUCAAGCUGGAUACAGACGAGGAGAUUGUAGAGUUUACUUCACAAUUCAAGGCGUCCCCGGUCCUAAAACCGCUGGUAGCGGGAGUACACUCUGAAUUGUUUUCCAAGAAUGCCGCAUUAUUUCGGAAGUGCCACAUAGGUGGACAUGUCGACCUGUUGACGCUCAAUCACACCUUGAAAGCCGUAUUACUCCAGAACGAUUCGAAACCGUCCUGUUACUUUGUCGGCUCAUCCAGUCUCGCUGAAUUAACUAAAACUUGCCUAGCAAGAAGAGAAGACCUGAACGACACGGAUGCAGCAAUUUUACUCAAAAUUUUACCGAAAUUAUGUCGAUUGCACGCUGCUCAAGAAUCGUGGGAGCCCAUCGAAGAAAUUACGUCGUGGUUAUUGAAUAAUUUGGCACUCAGGUCAACUGAUCUUAGAUUUCAAUUAGCGCAUAGCUUUGCCAAGAUCAUUCAAGUGUUGGCAAAAGUAGACGUGGACUCUGCGAUUAGUUUGGUCGAGGAUAUUCUGUCAGAUGUGACAACUGACAUCCAUAACACACCCAUCAACGCUUUAGAUACAAACAAGUUGCAUUCAGAGCUCUUAGUGAUCGCCGAAGUUGCGAGAUUAGGAGUUUUAGUAUCUGAUCUUAUACAUAAGUUUGCUAGCAGCAUACUACCUGUCACGAUCAAGUUUCAACAGCUACGCAUCAGUACGAUCACGGGCCAUCAAAUUCGAGACGCAACCAACUUUAUAUGCUGGUCAAUUGUUAGGAACUGUGAUGUGACGACAGAUUUUGAAACAAUAUUCUUCCACUUGCUAAUGUGCUCGAUGUUUGAUCAUGAGUUCACCAUAAGAAGAUCGGCGGCAGCAGCCCUCCAAGAGAGCCUGGGUCGAUAUCGUGGAGGCUUGUUAGACGAUGCGAGCACUAUGAUGAUAAUAGAACUUCCAAUCCAUAGCCUUCAAAUAUCGUUUCAAGAGAACGUUCCUAAGCUAUUCGCAAUUUUUUCGAGGGCUUCUCCCCAACUUGUUCGUCCCUUGCUUAGGUGGUUGAUUUUCCAUAACAUUUUGGAAAGUAAUGAUUAUAAGGUUGUUGAGCUGUCUUCAGCGUCUGUCAACAAACUAAUGCAAUGUGAGGUUGAUCAGCAGUUGCCAGAAGUAUUACUGUCAAUGGUAAUUUCCGCUUUUGAAUGUGCGGGGAAAACCACUUCCUCUAAUGCCAGGCUGGUGUUCCUAACGGCAGAACGCCCAUUUCUCCACCAUGACUUAGUCAGCAACCGUGCUCUCUCUUGUUUUCAUGCGAUUACACUGGAUCUCAAUGAAAGGUCGAAUAAUCCUGACGAAUUGUUUAAAGUGUUUGCUUUCAUGAAGGCUCUGAAAGUAUUCGCGUCUGACGGUUUCACGACCCAGAAAGUAGACGCGGACAUCUUGGACACCCUACUCAGAAUAAUUCGCUUUCGCUCACCUUCUGACGCUUACUUCCCUGAGAUCGAGAAGAUGUUCUUACCAAUUGCCGCGAAACUUCUUUCGAGCGAAGCCUGUUUUGUCCAUCAUACCCUCUUCAACGAAUUUACAACCAACUUCAAGAAACUCACCUUAUUCAAUAAUCCACUGUGCUGCGCAGGCAUGGCGUAUAUGCCAGCUGCAGAAUUUCUGAAUGAAUUUACUACUGUAUGCCCACGACUCAGCUGUGAAGCUCGCUGUUACGUAAUAAGAGCUUUGCUUGGUCAGUCAGUCAGGAUCGUCAGGUCACAAGGUUUAGGAGUGCUUGAUGUUAUUGUUGACUUAUUAGACGAUUAUACGAUCACCAACCAAGGCGACGUUGGUAGCCUUGUGCGAAAGUGCACGACUGAUCUUAUUCAAGCCCAGUUUGAACUCUUCAUGGGAUGCAGCGUUGAAAUGAAAGAAAGAACCAACCAGAAGCUUGCGCGUAUCGCUGCAGAACCAACCAACGAUUUGCGGGAAGCUGCCUUCAGCAUACUGACUAAACAAUAUCGUUUUGAGUAUACCCCCAAAACAAAUCACUAUGAAGCUAUUUUCCGUUUUUAUUCCAUUUAUAGAAAUGAGCUUGGGGAUGCCCUUUUGGAAGGAUUUGUCUUUUCAGCCGGUGCAAUCUACUCUACAGAUCAGCAAAUGCGUACCAGUAUGGAUUGUUUCAUAAAAUAUUACAAUUCUAUCCAAACGACCGACAGAAUCGAAUUGCUAUGCUCUAUGCUGCGUAUUAUUCCCUCCUUUAGGCAACUACAGUGCUGGCAACAGACAACAGCCCAUGUAAACACCCUUGGGUGUCAAAAAAGGGAUGAAAUCAAGUUCGCCAUAGUUUGCGUCAACUUUUGGCGUCGUGCAUUUGAGUCAGGAGUGUUCCCAGACCACGAUUUCAAGAUAAGGGAAGCCUUCGCCAAAUUUUACAACCUUCAUUUGAUUAAAAACACGGCUUUAAAAGUGGCGGUUGUGAAACUGAUGCCCUACAUUGCUGUGACGUGUUCAAAUUACUGCUCAUAUGAGUGGUUGCUUGUAAAGGAUGAAGUUGUAAGGCGAUUGAAGGUCUUGGCCGACCGAUAUAAAAAUGACACAGACAAGGCGACAAACCUGCGUCAACUGGCAUAUGAGGGCUUGGCAACCGUACACCUUGCAUUCAAUGAAUACGAUAGCCUGGGCGACAUACAACAAGCGGGGUCCGAUGAUGAGUGCCAAAAACCCUUUUGA
This is a messenger RNA of Lachancea dasiensis, 3066 nucleotides long. NCBI's taxonomy places the organism in Eukaryota, Fungi, Ascomycota, Saccharomycetes, Saccharomycetales, Saccharomycetaceae. The record is from the annotation of a GenBank genome assembly.